GUCAAUUCUGACACGUCCCUCUUUUUCAUCGAAUCAUACAAAAGCAGACGCUCUCGAAGAACGAUCACGUUUGUGCGAAAUUGUGCGCUAAUUUCCCUCCGCUUCAAGUGCGAGUGCGUUCGUGUGGUGAAAAACAAACACAAGAGUCGCGCCUUUCCAGCAGCACACUGUGUGUACAAUCGUUCGCUCUGUCCUGUUCUGACAAGAAAAAAAAACCGGCGGGAAUUCGACAGAAACCCAAACACAAGCCCACCAUCAGCAAAAGCUAUUUCGGUCGUGUGGUUGCUGGUACGCGGAAAAGCCAUCGCCUAUUGUUGUUGCGGUGUCGUAAGCGGUACGCGCUAACCUACACCGCGCUCUUGGUGACGGAGACACCCGUAGAAGGCGUACGCCGUAGGUCGCAACUAUAUCGGUGUGUUGGUGUGUGUGCGUGCGCGUAUGCUGUUUGUAACACCGCGGUCGAGCGUGAGUGUGUACGCGAUUGUUCAAGCACGGCUUCCGUUUGGUAAGCGAAAAUCAUCAUCAGCAAGCCAUUUGGCGUGUGGUGUGCGCGAUUCACAGUCCCACAGCCGAGAGAGAGAGAGUGAGGGAGAUAGAGAGCGAGAGUGGUUUGGAAGAAGCGGAGAAUAAUCGACGGUGAAAAUGUCCGAAUCUAAAGCAGCGGAAAAUGCAAAGCCGAUGGAGGUGGAGGCGGACGCGCCAUCAGAUAUGAAAUCGCCGACAAAGCGCACACCGAAGAGGAAAGCGGUGGAAGCGUUUCAAAAGGAAAGCGAAGAGCUGCUGAAAUCACUCGGCGUUUCGGUCGAUCUCGAGGAUGGACGGCGCCGCACACGAUCCAGUGCACGCGGAGCAACGCCAACGACAGCAGCAGUCACUGCAACGCCACCGUCCAAGCGAGCACGCGGCGCAUCGACCACACCGAAGCGCACCGAAAAGCCGGCAGAAGCAGAAGCAACACCCAGCAAGCAGCAGUCGCCGAGCUCGAAAUCGUCCACCCCGAAGAAGCGUGCGAUCCAGGCCGAACCAAGGAAGCUGGUAGUGCUGGUAGAUUCGGAACUGCCCAAGGAGUACACCCGGGAAAGGAUGGCGGCAAAGACGGAGAAAAUGGACACCACCACCACCGCCACGGAGGCUGUAGCUGAGUCGGAUAAUGUGGAGAAGAAGAAGGAGCAGGAGGAGGAGGAUAAGAAGGCAGCUACUACCGAACCAGCGGAGAAGGUAGAAGAGAAGAAGGAGGAAUUGGUGACUACUACGGAAAAGAAGCAAGAAGAAGUUGAAGAAACCAAGGAAACUCCCGACACUGAGAAGAAAGAGGAAGCAAAGGAGGAGGUUAAUGAAAGGAAAGAAGAGGAGGAGGUGACUGUGGCAAAGGAUGCGGAUGCUGCCGCCCCAGAAAGCGAUGCACCAGCGAAGGAAGAAACGUCCCAAGACAAACCGCCGGCUGAAGAAAAGGCUAUGGAAGUUGAUACGCAGGACGGUGGUAAAGCAGCGGAGCCGGUAAACGACACGCACCCAAAGACGGAAAGCGCGGCGGAAGCACAAUCUAACGAGAAGGAAACAAAGGAUGUAGUAAUGGAGGAUGUGUCGGCGCAGGAAGUGGGGAAGGUUCCGGAGAAGGAAGUGGAGAAAGUGGAGAAAGUGGUAGAAAAGGAAGUAGAGAAGGAACAAGAGAAGGCGACCGAGAAGGAACAAGAGAAGGUGGUAGAAAAGGAGGUAGAGAAGGAAGUCGAGAAGGAUGCCGAGAAGGAGGCACAGAAGGUUGAGAUAGAAAGCAAUGGAAGUGUAGUCGACGCUACCGUUGAUACUACAACUCCCAAGAAGGAAGGUGGCGAGCCAGCUGCUGCUGCUGGUGGAGUAAAUUCGGCUGAAUCGGCAAACCACGAAAAUGCAAAGGAAAGCACACCGAAGAAGGCAUCCGACGACGAGGUGACAGAAACUGUCGACGCGUCGAAGGCGCCCGCUGAAUCGCACGAGAAGGUGACAACACCAGCUACAAAACCAGAGCCAAUCGUGAAUGAGGUUGUCGCCGCUCCUGCCAUCGGCCCGGAUACAGAGCAGAAGGAAACGGAGACGAAGGAUGUGACGGCGAACAACAUCACAACAAAAGACGUGGAUGUGGAAAAAGUAAAAGCAAGCAAUGUUCCAGAGCCAGUAAUAGAAAAGGAUGGUGUCGUGACCAGCAACUAGAUACCGCUCGAACUGGGGUUGCUUGUUCUUCUCUCCCAAAUGGCUCUGGAUGACGACGAUGACGGCGGCGAUGGACAUGUACGAGGCGUGUUAAAAUUAAUUCACGAACCGAAGAAAAUAGGUUUGCAUUUUACUAGUUAGUACACACAGAAUUUGACGGCUUGUUUUAAAAUAGUAGUUGGUUAACACUAUAAAGAGUGUCACCCCCCUCGGUGACGCAGCAGUACUUUCCUCCUUGUUUUCCCCGUUGGUUUUGCCUUUUAUUCGAUCUAUUAAUAAUUUUCUUCAAUUUUAAAUUUGAUCUCUUUUUGAUACGAAAGGGGGGGGGGGUGAAAUGAUUCUUUUUUCUUCUUCUUUUCUGGACAAAUUGGAAAAAAACAAUCAACCAACAUAGAUGAUAAAAAUUCAUACGAUUGUUGGCAGCCACUUUGGUAAGGUGUAGAGAAGGGUGUAUAAAUUUAGUACCCGGUUGGAUCGUUCUCCGAGGGUACACUUACUUUCAUCGACACAUGAAAGCUAAUUAGACAGAGAACGAGAGAGUGAAAUACAUAUUUUUAAAUUUAAAAAAAAAAUAUAUAACAUCAUGCAGAUAUGGAGAAGAGAGUAAUUUUUUUUUUCAAACUAGCCCGUAAGUGAAUGAAAAUUUUAGUCAGUAGAUAGAACUAGCCGAGAAUGUACAAAGUAAAGCUGAAGUCGAUGCGAUGAUAGGGAAGAAUUUAAAACAAAAAAAAAAAACAUCCGUGUAAUCACCGUGCAUAGUAGCAGUUGUGUGUAUAGUGUUGAAAUAUUAUCUUUUUUGUCCUUUGCAUACUUCCUUGCGACGACGAACAAUUUUCACAAUUUUCACGCGACUCUGGUGGUGGUGUGAUGGAAGAAAAACAAAAAGGUUUGUGUGUUAAACGAACAGAAAAUCCUUAUAAAAGAACGACCACCCUACAAAUUCUAGUUAUUGCCAUUUGUGUAGGUUAGCGUUAAGAAGAUUUAUUUCGAGAUUCGUGUGUGAGUGCGAAGAGGAGGAGCAAGGAGGAUGAAUUGCGAUAAAUUUCGAAGCAAUGGGCCAAGUAAAGCCGCCGCACACACACGAGCGUUACAGGGUAUAAUAGUAGGAUUAUGUGUAGGUUUAAGUAAGUUGUUGAUAAUGAUGCGCAACACCUUUUAAAUGUAAACCAUUCGGGGUGGAAGCGGAUGGAUGGUAAGAAGGCACAACUUGUUCAGAAACCGACAACCGCGCAUUCAACCGAUUGUCCACUCGCGCGAUUUGAGCGGGGGGUCACGUUUCUAUUUUGACUACUUUUUUUUUUUUUGCAUAUUUUCCAAGUUAACCGUUGUGGUGUGUGUUUUUUGCCCUGGUUUAAAAGUUAAAAGCACGCGUCCGUGUAUCAUACAACUUGUACGUGUAGAAAGAACUAGUUUGUUGUUAGUAAUGCACAGAAGUAAAAGGACUACUGAGGAGAGGGGUAGUAGAAGAAGGAGACCUUUGUUUCUGGUUUACACGGAGGGGCCAGUAGUAGGUAUGAAUCAAAACUAUUUACACACAAACAAGAAAGCUGUCUCUUUAUAGCUAGUACAACCGUGGAGAAGAUCGUGCAAACACUUUAUACACACACAUGUACAAUAGGCGCAACUCGGGCAAUCAUCAUCCUAUACAAGCUAUCUUGUCGACGCGGUUCGUUUUGGAGUAUUUGCGUAAUGUACAGCAAUUCAGUAAAGAGCGCAAGGGGGAAAAUCACAACAGAAAGGAGAACUAUAAAGAAACAAAAAGGAUGAAAAAGAUAUGGUACAAAAGAGCAUAUACUAGGUGAGAGGAAUGUACAACUUUUCUUCACACUCAAUCGGCAAAUGGGGAUACACAUAGAAGGUAAAAUGGAGACAGAGAAAGGUAGCGCAGGAGGAGCGGGAAUAAUCUCAGCUAGUAGGAAGCGGCAGCGGCGGUGGGGUGGUACUAGAGCCACCAAUACCUGAUGUGUUGUGUGCGUGUGCGCAGGUGAACAUUUCGAUGCAGUUUCAGAUUAUUAUUUUUUUUUCUAUUAAAAUGUUUGUCGUAUGAAA
This is a messenger RNA of Anopheles arabiensis, 4236 nucleotides long. RefSeq names its product myb-like protein X. Bases 643 to 2187 code for a protein of 514 amino acids. The transcript is spliced from 4 exons. NCBI's taxonomy places the organism in Eukaryota, Metazoa, Arthropoda, Insecta, Diptera, Culicidae. The record is from RefSeq and is a predicted model, not a curated record.